Messenger RNA from Hymenoscyphus albidus, 1691 nucleotides. NCBI's taxonomy places the organism in Eukaryota, Fungi, Ascomycota, Leotiomycetes, Helotiales, Helotiaceae. The record is from the annotation of a GenBank genome assembly.
AUAACGUAUGCUCAGCCAUAUUCACAGCUAAGCUCCUUGGUACCCAAUUUAUCUAGUACGACAUGGGGAAAUUGGGAUCCAAAUGCAACUGCCACCGCAACUGAUACCAACGAUCCGUAUGGCCAGGCAGCUUGGUCUGCUCAAUGGGUCUCAGCCUCUAUAGCACUUACUACUGGAAGAUACUCAACGACUGUCAGUCCGACACCUGUCCCAACUAGUGAAUUGAUCACUCCACCCCCAGAGUACUUUGGUCCAACAGAUUGUUUCAAUUUCCCAAAGGAUUUCAUUUUUGGUGUGGCUGGUGCCGCAGGACAAUGUGAAGGAGCAGUGGCAAUGGAAGGAAAAUCACCAAGCAUUUUGGAGAAGUCAGUUACCGAGCCAUCAAAUAGCUACGUCACAAACGAGCAUUAUUUUCUUUACAAACAAGACAUUGAAAGACUUGCCUCAAUUGGAGUCAAGUAUUACAGCUUCAGCAUUCCAUGGACCCGAAUCUUGCCUUUUACGUAUCCCGGAACUCCGGUCAACCAGCAAGCUAUAGAUCAUUAUGAUGAUCUCAUAAAUUUUGUGAUUGAGAAAGGCAUGGCGCCAAUCAUCACACUGAUACACCUUGAUACUCCUUAUGUCUUCUGGAACUUUGGUACAGUAAGCCAAGAAAUCUCUGAUCUUGGAGCUGGCGACGGAAAAUUCGGUUCCCAGGAGUUUGAAGACGCAUUCGUAAAUUAUGGCAAGAUUCUCAUGACACAUUUUGCCGACCGAGUUCCUAUAUGGAUGACGUGAGUAUCCAAGUUACGCUGUCAACUUAACGUAUUCAAUACUAAAUUCAAACUAGAUAUGACGAGCCCUUUCUCCAAAGCAAUAAUGCCACUGGGGUAUAUCACAUUAUCAAAAGUCACGCCCGAAUAUACCAUUUCUACAAAGACGUUCUCAAAGGAACCGGGAAAAUCGGUCUGAAACUCAACGACAACUUUGGAGUCCCGAAAGACCCCAACAAUGCGUCCGACGUAGAAGCCGCAAAUCACUUCAACAGUCUCCAAAUCGGCAUAUUCGCAAAUCCAAUUUAUCUCGGACUCGACUAUCCAGACUCCGUCAAAAACACGCUUCCCGGCUUUGACCUUAACUCCACUGAUCUGGCUUACUUCAGCGGAACUGCUGAUUUCAUUGGGGUUGAUCCUUACACUGCUGUAGUCAUCUCUUCACCACCUGGGGGGAUUUCUGCAUGUACAGCCAACGAAACAAGUUCUUUGAGACCAUAUUGCGUAACUGAGGGCUCAACGAACAUCUUCGGCUGGAAAAUAGGACUGCACUCGCAAUACGAUACAAUGUACCAAUCACCGAAAUACCUACGUACCUACCUAUCCUAUCUCUACAACACAUUUCACAUCCCCGUCAUGGCGACAGAUUUCGGUUUCCCCACCCAUUCGGAAGCGGAUUGGCACUUGGAAGACCAAUUGUAUGACAGUUCGAGAACGUUGUAUUACCAGAGUUAUUUGACUGAGAUGUUGAAGGCUAUUUGGUUGGAUGGCGUGGAUGUUAUGGGGGCUUUGGCUUGGACUUGGGCUGAUAAUUGGGAGUUUGGGAGUUAUGAUCAUAGGUUUGGGCUGCAGACUGUCGAUAGGGAUACGAUGGAGAGGAGGUAUAAGAGGAGCUUUUUUGAUGUUAUGGAUUUUGUGGGUGCUAGGAUGGGUCCAUAG